GUGACGCACUCCAAACAAAAGCCUGCAGAGAGACGCAGACACGCACACGAUACUGCCCACUCUCCAGUCCACUAGGUGUCGGUAAUGCACCUUUAGUGGUUUUCCAACCGCCAUUAAAAACAAAAAGAAGACGAAGAAGAGCAGACACACACACACACACACACACACACGCACGCACGCACGCGCGCGCGCGCGCGCACGAGAUCACAGCGCUGAGGACUUUAUAGCAGAUUCUUCUGCUUUGCCACGCUUUUUUUUUUCUUUUUUUUUUUUUUUUUUUUUUUACUAUUUUUUUUCUCCUUUUAUCUCCGUAAAAACAUGUCCGAUGAACGUGCAGUUGAUUCGCACCGGGACCAAACAGAGGACGUGACAGGUAAAUCCGCUCCAGUUAAGCAUCAGUAUAAGUUAGGAGUGCUUUUGGGGAGCGGAGGAUUCGGCUGUGUGUUUUCGGCACAGCGAAUCUCCGAUGGUUUACAGGUUGCUGUCAAACAAGUGUGCCAGCACCGAGUGCAGGAGUGGAUAGAGCUGGCUGACGAAUCAAUGACAGUCCCCAUGGAGGUGGCGCUCCUGCUGAAGGUUGGUCGUUCAGGUCACCCUGGCAUCAUCCGCAUGCUCGACUGGUUUGAGGUGCCCUAUCAGGGUUUCUUUAUCGUGUUCGAGAGACCGCAGCCGUGCCAGGACCUAUACCACUUCAUCGCCGAGCGCGGUACCAUAGAUGAACCGAUGGCACGAAAGAUCUUGAAACAGGUGGUUGAAGCAAUUCAGUUUUGCCACUCGAGAGGAGUCGUCCAUCGAGACAUCAAAGACGAGAACAUUCUAGUGGUCACAGGUACUGGAGACAUCAAGAUAAUCGACUUUGGAUCUGGCGCUCUGCUGAAGGACACGGCCUACACGGACUUUGAAGGAACCAGAGUGUACAGCCCACCUGAGUGGAUCCUUCAUCAACGUUACGAAGCACUUCCACUCACCGUCUGGUCUCUGGGCAUCCUUCUGUUUGACAUGGUGUGUGGAGACGUUCCCUUUAUAAGAGAUAGAGACAUAGUCAAGGCGACGCCCAGUUUCAUUAAGCAUGUCUCUAAAGAAUGCCGGUCUCUCAUUCUCUGGUGCCUGGCGUACCGCCCAGAAGAGCGUCCAAGUUUAGAGCAGAUUUUGAUUCAUCCCUGGAUGAUGGAUAACUCGGAAGACAUCUGAGACCUGCGGCACGACAGCAACAUCGCGCCCAGGCUUUAAUUUGAAAACACGGACCGGUUUAAAGAUGGCUGUCGGAACCUCACACCUGCUGUUUUGAUUAUACACUGGAUUACAUCCCACUUUUACACUGGCCUCUCAACACAUACUUAUUUAUGGAAAAGUUCUCCGGCAUUGCGUCGUCCCAUGGAUGCCAUUCCGUCUCCCGUGCCCCGUCCCCUGUUCUCCAGCCCACCCCGUGUGCAUCUUGAAUCUACACUGCUACACACAACCGGUGCACAUGAUAAAUAGUUCUGAUAACAUGUUCCUGCUUGGUUCUACAGGCUCUCUGUGUAUAGUUUGAUGCCCUCGUUUUAAGAGGAGGCUUUUGUGUCGUGUCCCGCUGGGAGCGCGGAUACAUCGGCCAGACUGUCGAGUGACAUGAAUGUGUCUUGAUCCAGGAAAUGUUCUUGUGACUCAUGUUUGUGUUUAAAAAAACAAAACAACACCACUGUUCACUAAAUUCCCUUCUGGGAAAUAAAAAAAAAACUUAUACAUCGAUGUGCCUUUUACUUUCGGUAUCUUUGUUUUGUCAAGUGCUCUGAAGUCAUAAUAAGCAGGUGCUGCACUGGUUACGUGAUUUAACACGUGGUCAGAAAACCGAGCAUGAAUGUCGUCCCUGACUAGGAAACAGUGUGUGUGUUUACUUAGAAAGAAAGAGAAAGUCGUUUCGGUUAAAGCCAGAGAUCUAUAUAAGCACUAAGGGUUUUUUUUUUUGUUUUGUUGGAAAGCUGUUGACUAAUUGUGUCCGCAUUUAAGCUACAGGACCAAACGUCAGGCUCGAAUGUGAAAACAGGACCUUUUCAAGUACAGAACACAUGAACGGAUGGACGCAUGAAUGAAUGAAUGUAUUAGAGCUUGUGCUGUUUAAAUUGAAUCUGGCUUUUUUUGUUUUGUUUUUGUUUUUGAAAGUGAAAAGUCAUCUUUUGUUAACCAUCGAAAUCCCUGCUGGUUUGCUCGGGUUUGCACAACAACUGUUCUCUAAAUACUUUUGUGUGUUGAAUUUUUAUAAUUUUGUGGCAGUGGUCACGUGACCAUAUUUAAGUUAAAUUGAAUUUUAAAAAAAAUAAUUUAAAAAAAACACUGAUUUCCAUGUUUAUAUUGUUCAGUUUUUUUUGUUUUUCUUUUUUUUUUGGAAAGCUCUUGACUAAUUGUGUCCGCAUUUAAGCUACAGGACCAAACGUCAGGCUCGAAUGUGAAAACAGGACCUUUUCAAGUGCAGAACACAUGAACGAAUGGACGCUUGAAUGAAUGAAUGUAUUAGAUCUUGUGCUGUUUAAAUUGAAUCUGGCUUUUUUUGUUUUGUUUUUGUUAUCGAAAGUGAAAAGUCAUCUUUUGUUAACCAUCAAAAUCCCUGCUGGUUUGCUCGGGUUUGCACAACAACUCUUCUCUAAAUACUUUUGUGUGUUGAAUUUUUUAUAAUUUUGUGGCAGUGGUCACGUGACCAUAUUUAAGUUAAAUUUAAUAAAAA
Molecule: messenger RNA, 2698 nt
Organism: Ictalurus punctatus (channel catfish)
Lineage: Eukaryota; Metazoa; Chordata; Actinopteri; Siluriformes; Ictaluridae
Product: serine/threonine-protein kinase pim-2-like
Exons: 1
Coding region: 319-1191 (290 amino acids)
Biological process (GO): negative regulation of apoptotic process; protein autophosphorylation; regulation of mitotic cell cycle
Cellular component (GO): cytoplasm
Molecular function (GO): protein serine/threonine kinase activity; ATP binding
Source: RefSeq, a predicted model, not a curated record